This is a messenger RNA of Sinocyclocheilus grahami, 520 nucleotides long. RefSeq names its product GDNF family receptor alpha-4. The record is from RefSeq and is a predicted model, not a curated record. NCBI's taxonomy places the organism in Eukaryota, Metazoa, Chordata, Actinopteri, Cypriniformes, Cyprinidae. The coding region runs from base 74 to 520 and encodes 148 amino acids. The transcript is spliced from 3 exons. Gene Ontology annotation, biological process: nervous system development. Gene Ontology annotation, molecular function: signaling receptor activity. Gene Ontology annotation, cellular component: external side of plasma membrane; signaling receptor complex.
AUGCUCAUCUCUUUAUACCCAGGAAUCACAAGCUUGCUUCUCUCUCUCCUUCCUUUCAGAGUCUGAGGUGGGCAUGACAACAGUGAACCGUUGUUUGGACGCUGCUAAGGCCUGUAAUGUGGAUGAGACGUGUCAGAAACUACGCACGGAGUACGUGUCGGCGUGCAUCGCCCCAUCGGCGCGGGCUGGGCCCUGCAACCGAGCACGCUGUUGCAAAGCACUGAGAAAGUUCUUCGACCGUGUGCCGCCAGACUACACACACGAGCUGCUCUUCUGUCCAUGCUCUGACACGGCUUGUGCAGAGCGACGGCGCCAGACCAUUGUGCCUGCAUGCUCUUAUGAAGAAAGGGAAAAACCCAAUUGCCUGGCACAACUUCGAGUUUGUGAGGCCGACUAUGUGUGCAAGUCUCGCUGGUCUCAGUUCCAGCACGACUGCCAACCCUCCGAGCUUACUGCCAGCGGCUGCCAGCAAGAAAAUUACGGAGCCUGCCUUGUUGCGUACACCGGCCUGAUAGAAUAA